AGAACAAUAUCGAUCCUCUGGAAAUCAGUCUACAACCGAGUAUAAAUACUGUGUUGUAUCGUACAUUCAUCACAGUUCAGCUUAGUACUUCCAGGAGACUCGAAUCCAGGUCUGCAAUCAUGAAGCUCGUCAUCCUUUUCGCCUUAUUUGCUCUGGCUAUCGCCCAGGACAGUUAUCCCACCAAGUACGACAACAUCGACGUGGAUGAGAUCCUUAGCUCGGAUCGUCUCUUCAAGAACUAUUUCAACUGCCUGAUGGAAGCCGGUCCUUGCACUCCGGAAGGAAACGAGCUGAAGAAUUACCUACCGGAUGCCAUUGCAACGGGAUGUUCCAAGUGUAACGAGAAGCAACGCGAGGUGACGGCCAAGGUGGCCAAGUUCCUGAUUGAACAGCGUCCGAAUGAGUGGACUUCUCUACGAGGAAAGUACGAUCCUGAUAACACGUUCGCCGAGAAAUACAAGGAUGAAGCUGCCAAGUUCGGAAUCAAACUGUGAGGUGUGAAUCAGCAGUACAAUUUGACACUUUAUGCAUGAUGCAUUUUAAAGACAAUAACCAAUGAAAUCAGCCUUCUAUAACAUCAUAAGUAAUCGUGAAUCUAUAUCCUUGAAUACAUGUGUUUGUUCAAAAGACAUACGGUGAUAUUUAUUUGCAUCCGA
Molecule: messenger RNA, 656 nt
Organism: Aedes albopictus (Asian tiger mosquito)
Lineage: Eukaryota; Metazoa; Arthropoda; Insecta; Diptera; Culicidae
Product: ejaculatory bulb-specific protein 3-like
Exons: 1
Coding region: 120-494 (124 amino acids)
Source: RefSeq, a predicted model, not a curated record